Cladocopium goreaui is the source of this 2496-nucleotide messenger RNA. Lineage: Eukaryota; Dinophyceae; Suessiales; Symbiodiniaceae. The record is from the annotation of a GenBank genome assembly.
AGGCAGACGGAGCUGCGCCUUCAGAUGAUACACCCCUAGAAGAGUUGGUGGUGGAUCGCUUGCUGUCGAUGAUUGACGAGCCAGGUGAUCAAACAGAUCAAGCUGGAAAGGAGGAAAAGAAGCAGGCUGAAAAGUCAGCGAAAAAGGAGGCGAAAGAGGCAGCAAAACAGGAGAAAAAGGCAGCAAAGGAUGCCAAGAAGAAGAAGAAAAAGAAGGAUGACGAGAAAAAACCAAAGCGCCCCGACAAAGGUGCGGCAGUUUCUCCGGCGAAAGUGGCCAAAGGCAGCCAACCAGAGGAUGCGGAGAAAGCUCCGGCCAAAGCGGCAAAAGGGCGCUACGAGUGGCCGCCGGAUCCGCAAGAGGAACGAAUGACAGUAGCAGGAGCCAUUUGUGAUGCCCAGUCGAGGUUGCAGUUGAGUGCCUACACCGACCUGCGCAAAUGGUUUCAGGGAGAACCAUCAGAAAUGCGGCAUCCGGAUUCAAGCAAACCUGGAUUGCGACAAGAGGAACUGGCAGGAGGCACUGCGGUGGUGUCACUGGAGGGACUUCAGAACUGGAGCGACGACAAGGGCGCUGGCUGGAGGACCAUGCGGAAAGCUGUGGCAGGCAAGAACAAAUCCGAGAGCCGCUGGUUCGGCGCCAACUCAUGGGGAAGCUGGCGUAUGGCAUUUCUCUUGGCGCGACUUCAACACCAGGUCUGGCAGCGGGCAGCCCAGGCCCCAGCGCCAGCGGCGGUUCCCGUGGCGCCGGAGGCGGCGGAGGCGGUGUGUCAGGCGGCGGAGGCGCCGGGGGGCGAAGCGACCAGAGACGCGAAACCUCCCGAGGCGGAACAGGCGCUGAAUGGUGCUGAAGAAUGGCACAACUUCUCUCCCAAAACCAUCGAUUCGAAGCUCUGCUUGGCACGGACCUGGAAUGCUGGCGCGGGCGGCCAAUGCCAGGAAUCACGGCCCAGCGACAGCGUGCUGUGCUACAAGCAUCAGAGGAUGGCGGUAUCCAAGCAGGGCUUGCUGAAUGGCUUGGCCGAUGGGCCCAUCCCCGAAAAGAGGUUGAAGGAAUUUCAGGAAGCUGUGGUCAGAGGUUUGUUGGGCUCAGGACGAAAGAGAGCUCCUGCGCCGGAAGAGAAAGAGAAACCUGAACGACCUGAACGACCUGAACGCAAGCGUCAAAAGACCAGUCGAAAGCGCCCAAAGUCGAAAGGUUCGAAAGCAGAACAGAAAGAAACGCCCAAAGAGACAAGGAAGAAAACGCCUGAUCCAGCCGACAAAGCUGCACCGGGCAAAUCCACGACCCCCACUCCCAAGCGUGUGCGUCGGAGCAAUCGAAACAGGACCUCGAAACCAAAGGAAGCCGCAAAAGAAGCGACGCUUCCCCCGCAAAGGCCCGUCAAGGAGGCGGAGAUGUUUGGAAGGAAGCCAAAGGAAGGGAAGCCGAAGCAAGGACUUGGUCGUGGACGGCCCAAAAAGUCGGAAAGCCAGAAAAGUGCACCCGAAGUUCGCGAGCCAGAUCCGAAGCAGACGCAAGGAGAGGUCCGAAGCCGUCGAUUUUGGGCGAAGAUGUCCAAUUUGGAGCAGCAACGAAGAAACCAGAACAAGUGGACAAGCGUGGAUGAUGCAAUGGACCAUGCAAUGGACCAGGCCUUGAAUCAAAUUGAUGUGGAGACCCAAAAAGGACCCCUGAAGAGCUUGGUGAACGCGCAGGGCUGCAUCCCUCUGAGCGGAAUGGGGAAGGCUGUGGAUGCCAUGAAGUCGACUCCACUGGAGCAUCGCUUGCAGUUCACCAUGGUGCUGCGAAAGACAAUGCUGCACUUGCCCAGCAGCACCACCCAAUUCAUGAUGCAAGGAGGCGUGGCGGCCUUGCGCCAAUGGCUCAAAGACGCCCUGCCGGCACCCGGACAGUCCACCAACAGGCAACAGGAGGAGGUGGUCCUGGAGUGCCUGGGCCUUCUGCAUGAGGUCCCGGUGACGCUGUCAGUGCUGCAGAGCACCGGCAUUGGUUCCACCCUGAUGGCCAUUCGCAACUACGUGGCUCCUGCCAUGGCAGAUGCAGGGGAGCUGGUCAACAAAUGGAAGACGCAGUUCGCCAAAGAGCUGAAGCGUUCGAAGUCCUCGGACUCCAAGGACUCCAAGGCCCAGGUGGUUCCACCGGCUGCCCAGGCAGCUCAAGCAGCAAGCUCUGCAGGCCCCGCGCCAUCCACUCCACCGAUGCCACCUCCACAGCUGGGUCCACCAGUCGGCCCUCCGGCGCAGACGUCAACGCCACCAAAGAGGGUCAACUUUGCAACGCGAAUGCUGUGGCGGAAGCGUGAGCGUCAGCGCAACGCCCAAAACGAAAUGGAGGCAACUCUUCGAGAACUCUUUCGCUUGCAUCAGGUGUUGGAGGAAGAUCCUCCGGACGCCAAAAAUAUUGAUUUGCGACACCUGGACAUCGACUGAGAGAUUCGUGGCAGGUCAACCACAGCCAGCGCCGAGACUCUGCCUUGCGCCGUUUUUCGCGGCG